This is a messenger RNA of Spodoptera frugiperda (fall armyworm), 876 nucleotides long. RefSeq names its product gamma-interferon-inducible lysosomal thiol reductase. The coding region runs from base 99 to 803 and encodes 234 amino acids. The transcript has 5 exons. NCBI's taxonomy places the organism in Eukaryota, Metazoa, Arthropoda, Insecta, Lepidoptera, Noctuidae. Gene Ontology annotation, molecular function: oxidoreductase activity, acting on a sulfur group of donors, disulfide as acceptor. The record is from RefSeq and is a predicted model, not a curated record.
AUCACUGGUCAUAGGCUACUGGGCUGAUACGACAAACGUUUUGUCACCAACUCAUCUUUUUUCCUCCUAGAGCCUCAGUCGUGGCCCAACUGUGCACAAUGAAUUAUCUCAAGAUAGUGUGCUUGCAAUUAUUUAUCGGACUUGCAAUUUGUGAGCCGUAUAUAGGAUAUCCAGAUAGAACAAACAGCCUAGAUAACCAAAAUGGAACAAUAACAGAUACUACAGACGUGACCACAAUCAAAGAAAAAGUGCAAAUCAAAGUGUAUUAUGAGAGUUUGUGUCCGUUCAGUGCUCAGUUCUUCGUGUCACAGCUGAAGCCUACAAUGGAGAGGCUAGGCCCACAUUUAGACAUACAUUUAAUACCCUACGGACACGCCAAGACUCGUCGUGUGAAGAGUGCAUAUAAGUUUACUUGUCAGCACGGGGUACCAGAAUGUUUCGGCAACACGGUGCAAGCUUGCGCUAUUGAUGUCCUUCGGAAUAUCACGCGAGCAGUCUCCUUCAACGCCUGCAUCUUACAGAACACUUCGUACCGGAGCGGAUAUCAAUACUUCAUUACUGUAUUCCAUUGGUGCGGCUCCCAGCACAACGUAGAUAUUCAAACAAUAUGGAGGUGUGUACACAGCGACCACGGCUCUAUACUUGUGAAGAGAUAUGGGGACGAGACACACGCCCUGGCUCCAUCCUUCGUCCCAUUCGUGACGAUAGAUGACUCCACGCAAUACCAGGAUGCUGCCUUAACCAACUUGUACAGCACAGUCUGCAAACUCCUCAGGCCAACGCCAAGAGAAUGCCCGCUUUAAUUAGAUGUAGACUUUAUUUAUUUUUCUAGUUAGACUACAGAUGUAUAUACUAUUAUAUGAAUGACUAGUUGAA